CGCUGAUGAACAUUGUAGUAUCAACAAUUGGAAAUUUCGAAGGUUAGAAAUGGAAGGUGUAUUGCGACUGGAGGAGGCAGAGGAGGAACAAACAAUAGAAAACAAAAAUGUUCUCGCUCGACAAUUAGGUCUAUUUGCAUCGAUAGCUAUCACUGUAGGUACAGUGGUCGGCUCUGGAAUAUUCAUAUCACCAAAAGGCAUCGUGCUACAAAUUGAUAGUGUCGGCUUGAGUCUAGUCAUCUGGGUAGCAUGUGGCAUAGUGUCUGUUUUUGGUGCUUUAAGCUACUGCGAACUUGCUACAAGUUGUCCGAAGUCUGGUGGCGACUUCACAUAUUUGUUGAAUACAUAUGGUCCAUUGGUGGCGUUUUUGAACGUGUGGACGUCGCUUCUUGCAACCAGAACGGCCAGCACUGCCGUGUUGGCGAUAACGGCCGCGACAUAUAUUUUGCGGCCUUUCUCAAGCGGAUGUGAAGAAUUACCAGCCCUGGCGGUUCGUCUUUUAGCAGCAGCAUUGUUGUUCAUCAUUUUUUACCUAAACUGUGUAAGCGUUCGAUGGACAUCAGGUGCUCAGAAGUUCUUUACGUCCAUUAAGGUACUCUGUCUUUGUGUGGGCAUAGCAGUAGGCAUAGUUCUUCUAUGCAAAGGAAAAUACGAUAACCUGAAAGAACCAUUUAGAAGCGUUGACGUCAAUGUUGGAGGAUUAUCAUUAGCAUUUUACUCCGGUCUUUAUGCGUAUUCUGGUUGGCAGAAUCUUCCCCAACUGACGGAAGAAAUUGUGCGCCCACGAAGAAAUAUUCCACUUUCCAUAACGGUUUCUAUGGUAACCAUCAUAAUAAUUUACUUUUGUGUCAACGUGGCAUAUUUCAUCGUUCUUACACCAAGUGAGAUACGAGCGUCCGAGGCUGUGGCGUUGGAUUUUACUGCCAAAAUAAACGGCAAUGUAAGUUGGAUAAUUUCUAUUUGUGUUGCAAUAUCAUGCAUUGGAUCCAUCAACGGAAGCACGCUAGGAACCUCAAGGAGGUAUUUUGUAGCAUCAAGAGAAGGGUAUUUACCUUCAUUAUUUUCUAUGAUUCAAAUCAGAAACAAGACUCCCGCUCCCGUCGGUAUCCUAAUGUUGUUGAUAUCAACAUUGACGCUAUGUGCUGAUAACAUCUACAGUAUCAUCUACUAUUUGAGCUUUUCAAGAUGGUUGUUUCUCGGUCUUGUUGUAAGUACUGUUCCGUAUCUACGAAUUCGAUGCCCAGAGAUGGAAAGACCAUAUAAGGUUCCUCUUUUUAUGCCGAUCAUUUUCACCUUAUUUUCGGUCUUUGUUGUUUCCGUGGCCCUGUACACAUCGCCAAAGAAUUGUGGUGCUGGUGCAUUGAUAAUGUUAUCUGGGGUUCCUGUGUACUUGAUUGGUGUUAAAUCGCGUUCAAAACCGCCGUUACUGACUCGUGCUGCAGAGAAUUGUACACGAUUCUUUCAAAUGCUACUCCUAGUUGUGGAAUCGGACGAACCUGAUAAGCAUAUUUAAAAUCAGAACAAACGUAAGAUUGCUGCAUUACACACGGCGUCAAAUUUUUACCUUUUUACUUUGGAAAUUUUGUAGUUGUUAAUGGUUAUGUAGUUUUAUCAUAGCGAAUGUUUCAUAUGUAAAGCAAACGUAUUUUCGAAAAUACAUAAUUCUUAUUAGCUGGAUUAGAAUAGGAUUCCUAAUGUAUGCCUUUGUGUUAUGGAUCAAUAGCAAUGU
Messenger RNA from Anneissia japonica, 1729 nucleotides. RefSeq names its product cystine/glutamate transporter-like. Gene Ontology annotation, cellular component: membrane. Gene Ontology annotation, biological process: amino acid transmembrane transport. Gene Ontology annotation, molecular function: L-amino acid transmembrane transporter activity. NCBI's taxonomy places the organism in Eukaryota, Metazoa, Echinodermata, Crinoidea, Comatulida, Comatulidae. Bases 50 to 1513 code for a protein of 487 amino acids. The transcript has 11 exons. The record is from RefSeq and is a predicted model, not a curated record.